AGCAUUCAGGGAAGAUAUUAAGAAAAAAUACAGUCACCAUAUGAGCAUCCCUAACGUUGUAAAGAACCCGGACAGGAACAAAGACGUGUCAACUCCGGCUAACUUUACAGCAGUCACCUUUGUGAAGUCCUUCGCCAGCAGCCAAUCAGCGGCAGGAAGAGACACAUGGACGGUGAUAAUAUUUCCACACAGCAGGCUGAGGCCAUCGAGAACAAAGAAAGACGAUGAGUUAUCUCUAAAUUGUCCGUCUAUUUGGUAUGUUACGAAGUGCCUUUAACGUUUAUUUCCAGACUCAGUAGUUGUUUUUUUUAAUUUUGGGCGUGUUGAGACUUGUUGGUUUUGUUGAGCAACGGGGAAGCUCGUCCGUGUUGUGGCGACUUCUUCCGAGCCCUGCUGCCUUCUAGAGGGAAACGUCGAUUUAUGGAGUCACAUCGUCCUUGGUAGAAGAGGGUUUAGUUGAACUGCAUCUUUGCACACAGGCGCCUCAUUUGCGCCCAUGAGUUAACACCAGGAUUUCCCACUAACUCAUUAGGAUCUUUAGUCCAUCCCUUUCCCUGGCCUCUCUCCCAUUCCCUUAAAACCACCUCACUAUGGGCCAAAAGAUCUCUGUGAGCAUCAAGUCAGUGGAUGAACAUGGAGAGCCCUCAUACCAACCAGUGCAACGUGAACUACGAGGUCCAGAUUUCUGCCGGCCACCCAGAUUGGAUUUACUGCUGGACAUGCCUCUUGCCAGUCCUGAGACACAACUCUGCCAUUCCUGGAACCCUGAUGAUAGGUCCCUCAACGUUUUUGUUAAAGAGGAUGACAAGCUGACGUUCCACCGACACCCGGUGGCACAGAGCACAGACUGUAUCCGAGGCAAAUUGGGCUACACCAGAGGCCUCCACGUUUGGAGAAUUCUUUGGCCAGCCAGACAGAGAGGCACUCACGCUGUGGUUGGGGUGGCCACAACUGAAGCACCUUUACACUCAGUGGGAUACACUGCUUUAGUGGGCUCCGAUUCAGAAUCCUGGGGCUGGGACCUAGGUCGAAACCGACUGUACCAUGAUGGAAAGACUCAACCAGCAUCUUCGACAGCACCCACAUACCCCUGUUUCUUGGAGUCAGAUGAGUCAUUUGUUCUCCCAGACUCCCUGGCAGUAAUACUUGAUAUGGAUGAGGGCACAUUGAGCUACAUGGUUGAUGGACAAUAUCUGGGAGUAGCAUUCAGGGGUUUAAAAGGCAAGAGAUUGUAUCCCAUCGUCAGUGCUGUGUGGGGACACUGCGAAGUGACUAUUCGCUACAUCAACGGACUAGAUCCGGAGCCCCUCCCCCUCAUGGACCUAUGCAGACGAGCGGCUCGCCUGGCUCUAGGUAGGGAGCGAAUCCAUCACAUCGACACGCUGCCACUGCCUGAAACUCUCAAGAACUACCUCCAGUACCAGUGACUAUGACACACACACACACACAGGCAGAUGUUUUUUGUCACCACCACACUUCAAACUCCGCUCAAAAUUAAACCUUAGACAUCUGCUGAGGAUGCGGACAAGAAUGUAUAGAGGUUGAAGAUGACACUAGUUUAUGAAUGCAAAAAUAGACUGUCCAUAAUGUCUUAAACACUGUGGCUUGAGGCUACUGUUUAGUCUGACAUAUAUUGUGGAAGCAUGUUAUUUGUCAUGCAUGAUGUACAUGAAAAACAUCCAUAUGAGAAACGGAUUGAGGAAACAAAAAAAGAAAGACAAUCUAUGAACACUCUCAAAACCCACGCAUACAGUACAUAACAUGCAUUCAAUGAAUGGUUGUUUGGUUUUCUACAAAUGAAGUCACCUUUUGUUUCCCUUACUUGAACCCACUUUUUAAUGUUUCUCAUUUUUAUACGAACUGCAUAUGACUUGAUGAACCUAAAGGUGACACUUUGACUGUUAUUGUGCCUGCUUUAAGAAGACUUUAAGAAACACACAAAAAAAAGCACCUGACACUUCUGUUCUUUGUAAAGAGUUUUUUCCCCCCUUUGGAGUUUUAAACGCUGCUUUUCUAUCGUUACCUGGUCUUAAUAUUGUGGGUUUUUAUUCACAAAUUCUUUUUUUUUUUUUUAUAAUUAUUGAGACUUUUUCAAUGUUUUCCUUUUAAUUUUUUUUUUACAUAUUGGUCUCGCAGGUAUCGAUAGCAUGUCAUGCCAUUAGGAUUUUUCAAAUGUCAAUAAAAAUAAACUUGGCUA
Molecule: messenger RNA, 2197 nt
Organism: Nerophis lumbriciformis (worm pipefish)
Lineage: Eukaryota; Metazoa; Chordata; Actinopteri; Syngnathiformes; Syngnathidae
Product: SPRY domain-containing SOCS box protein 4-like
Biological process (GO): proteasome-mediated ubiquitin-dependent protein catabolic process; intracellular signal transduction
Cellular component (GO): SCF ubiquitin ligase complex
Molecular function (GO): protein binding
Source: RefSeq, a predicted model, not a curated record